GCUGUAUUGCUGAAGUCCCUAUCUGCUUCACCCAGACCUCCAGACCACGUGCCCCAUGCUGUGAGACCAGGAGGACCUUGGUGUUCUGAAAUGAAGAUGGAGGCAGUGGGAAAAGCAGAAGAACUUGUUGAUUCAGAAGUUCCACCAAAGACUUCUGAAAAGCAAGAGACUGCUCCUGAUGAAGAUGGACCUAUAGAACUCGAGACGCAAACUCAGAAGGACGAUGUGCCUGCUGCAGCAGACCCCGCAGUGCUCUCUUCAAUGCCUUGCUUACUUAUGGAAUUGAGGCGAGACUCCUCGGAGUCUCAGCUAGCAUCUACAGAAAGCGACAAGCCAACAAGUGGUCGAGUUUACGAGAGUGACUCUUCUAAUCAUUGCAUGCUUUCCCCUUCUUCCAGCGGGCAUUUGGCUGACUCAGAUACGUUGUCUUCCACAGAAGAGAAUGAGCCCUGUCAAGCCGAAGCUGUUGUAGAGGGAGACCCUUCUGCGGUGUCUGGGACUGCAGUUGGGAGGAAGUCCAGGCGAUCCAGGUCCGAAAGUGACACUUCAACAAUGGCUGCCAAGAAAAACCGACAGUCUAGUGAUAAGCAGAAUGGUCGAGUUACCAAGGUAAAAGGUCAUCGAAGCCAAAAGCACAAAGAAAGAAUCCGGCUCUUAAGACAGAAACGGGAGGCAGCUGCUCGCAAGAAGUACAACCUGCUGCAGGACAGCAGUACCAGUGAUAGUGACCUGACGUGUGACUCGAGCACGAGUUCUUCAGAUGAUGAUGAAGAGGUUUCAGGGAGCAGCAAGACAAUCACUGCAGAGAUACCAGAUGGACCUCCAGUUGUAGCUCAUUAUGAUAUAUCAGACACAAACUCAGACCCAGAAGUGGUAAAUGUGGACAAUCUGUUGGCGGCUGCAGUAGUUCAAGAGCAUAAUAAUUCUUUAGGAAACCAGGACUCGGGAUCUUCCUGGAGAACCAGAGGGCUGCCAGAUGAGCUGAGUGCUGAUGCAGGUAAUUUGGAUCCAGGCUUCCUUGCAAGUGACAAAACCUCUUCUGGUAAUGCCCAGAUCAACGAAGAAAUUAAUAUUGCCUCUUCUGAUAGCGAAGUAGAGAUUGUUGGAGUCCAGGAACAUGCCAGGUGUGUGCAUCCCAGGGGAGGUGUGAUUCAGAGCGUGUCUUCCUGGAAGGAUGGCUCAGGCUCACAGUACAUUAACGCUCAGCAAACACAAUCAUGGACAACUGUGACUCCCCAGCAGAAUUGGUCUUCGCCCACAGAAGUAGUAGACCUCACUUUGGAUGAGGAUACCAGACACAAAUAUCUACUGUAAUGCAGUGUCACUGUGUUUCUGUCCCCACUCCUUCUCCCCUUUGUGGCACAGAAGUUCAUUGUUAAAGCUUCAGCUUCAGAAGCCCUGUUCCUGGCAUUAAGAAAUUCAAACUCGUUAAGUUUUUCGUUUCCAUAAGAAUGUGGUAUAGUUUCCAUAUCAUUUAGAAUGGUUUUGCCUUCUCAAAGGAAGAUUCCUCCCAGAAUUAAAAGCAAAUAGCUCC
This is a messenger RNA of Leptosomus discolor (cuckoo roller), 1534 nucleotides long. The record is from RefSeq and is a predicted model, not a curated record. NCBI's taxonomy places the organism in Eukaryota, Metazoa, Chordata, Aves, Leptosomiformes, Leptosomidae.